GGAAGGCGGAGGCUGCCUGCAAGUGGUCUAAUCUCAAUGAGGUGUCAAUCAUGUUCCCCGCAGGGAGAAGCGGGAGCACAUGGAUUUCUAAACGCGCUGGGAUUUUAUAGAUCUACAACCAAAUACCAACGAGCCAACCUGACCCUACUGAAAACAGUCAAAUGAAUCGUAAUUGCAGAUCAAUGCAGAGAGAUGGGGAAACUUCACUCGAAACAUGCUGCCGUUUGUAAACCCCGAGAAAGUCCAGAAGGUGAUAGUUUCGCGGUGAACGCCUCUCUGGCUCGCAAAGGGCUGGAGGACUGGAUGGUGAAGCAGAAAUACUCCGGGGGCAGCAGCAGCGGAGGCAGCAGCUCAGGACUCCAGCAAGGCUGCCAGCACCGGGCUGUUUGCAGGCUCUCCAGCGCCAGCAGGGAUUUAUCGGGGGAAGGCUACAGAGACGCUAUUGGUGAUGAAGACUUUCAUCUAGAAGUGGCUUUGCCUCCAGAGAAGACAGAUGGAAUUUGCAGUGGAGAUGAAAAGAAAGCAGAAAAAGAAAGUGACACACGCACAGGUUCCAAGAAGCAAUUGAAAUUUGAAGAAUUGCAGUGUGAUGUGUCUGUAGAGGAAGAUAACAGGCAAGAAUGGACCUUCACUCUGUAUGACUUUGAUAACAACGGAAGAGUCACACGUGAGGAUAUUACCAGCUUGCUUCAUACCAUCUAUGAGGUAGUUGACGCAUCAGUAAACCACUCUCCUAGUUCCAGCAAAACUCUGCGAGUGAAACUUACUGUGGCACCAGAUGGCAGCCAGAAGAAGAAGAGCAUCUUAUUAAAUCACACUGAUUUGCAGAGUGCCAGGCAUAGAGCUGAGAGCAAGGCUAAUGAAGAGGCAAGAAGCUCUGAGAAGAAGCAACGAGCUUCUCUCAGAUAUCACCAGAGUGAGAACAAUCCAGAGCAAAGUGGGUGCUAUCGUCAUUGCGUUGAUGAGAACAUUGAAAGGAGAAACCACUAUUUGGAUCUUGCAGGAAUAGAAAACUACACAUCAAAGUUUGGGCCAGGAUCUCCUCCAGCAGCUCAAAAACAUGACCCACCAAGCAGAGUUGUGAAUCAGACUAGAUCCCGUUCUCAUGAACCCGAAACCUUCCAUGCUCACCAUAGGAAAUCUCAAGUGGUGGAUCCCAGCCACAUCAAUCUGGCUGAGAGCUCCUACGCCAAGAUCGCAGAAAUCCAGCAGAGGCUCCGGAACCAGGACUCAAACAAGCACUUUGUGAGGUCUCCCAAGGCCCAGGGCAAAAACGUUGCCCCUGUGCAUCCUGGAAGGGCAGUAAGAAAUAAACCUUUUCAAGGGGCACCCAUGCCAAUGGCUUCCCCAAGUGCUCGGGUGGGCCAGAAUCUUCCUUACCUCCCCUUGCAAUCUCAACAGGUUCACAAGAAGCAUAAGCAGAGGGCGAAGGAGAAUCACCAAAUGUGCAAAACCUUUCAGUCUCCAGGGACGGUUGUGGAAAAGGAACAUGUGAGAGACCUGCCCACAGUCAUUUUAUAUGAAGGCCAAGUUGGACAAAUGAUACAAAGACAUGAACACCACCACCACCACGAGCACCACCACCACUACCAUCACUUCUACCAGACAUAAAACAGAUCCCACCAACAUCCUCCAAGAAUCAUCCCAUAUGAAGGAAAUGCGUUCUUGUGAUACCAGAACUAAGGCAUUACUAUGAUUAAUAUUAUUGUUACUCCAUUAAUAUUCAGCUAGCAUAUAUUUUAGAGGUUAUAUGGAACUCUUGAAACUUACCCUAUUUAUAUGUUGUGGAACUGCAUAGCUUACUUAAACACCUU
This is a messenger RNA of Calidris pugnax (ruff), 1814 nucleotides long. RefSeq names its product naked cuticle homolog 1 (Drosophila) (gene NKD1). Gene Ontology annotation, biological process: negative regulation of Wnt signaling pathway. The record is from RefSeq and is a predicted model, not a curated record. Gene Ontology annotation, cellular component: cytoplasm. NCBI's taxonomy places the organism in Eukaryota, Metazoa, Chordata, Aves, Charadriiformes, Scolopacidae. The transcript has 11 exons. Gene Ontology annotation, molecular function: calcium ion binding. The coding region runs from base 193 to 1611 and encodes 472 amino acids.